This is a messenger RNA of Iphiclides podalirius (scarce swallowtail), 534 nucleotides long. The record is from the annotation of a GenBank genome assembly. NCBI's taxonomy places the organism in Eukaryota, Metazoa, Arthropoda, Insecta, Lepidoptera, Papilionidae.
AUGGCUGCCAUUGGGAUAAUCGUUUUGUUGGUGUCACUGGCAGUGUAUAAUAAUGCUGCACCUGUAUCGGAACCAACGGGGGAAUCGGAAACGACAACGGCCGAUGGAGUCCAACUAGUAGAAUACAUUGAAGUAAUCGACAUUGUACCAGAGGUGGUGGCUCUCAUUCCCGAAACCACUGAUGCGGCGACUGAGCAAUCCACUCAUGAGGUUGCAAAGCGGUCCGUCCUCGGCAACCCAAACAACGGUUUUGUAUCAAACUUCGAGGCCGCAAAUGAAGAGUCUGGUCUUGUAGGCCGAAUCAAAGUGUUACCCUCUUGGGUCCGGAUAAGUGCCAAGAUCACACAGAAGACCGGCGUCAACGGGCGGCGGUUAUCACUUAAACAUCAGGUGACCGCCAGCUCGCUUGCCACCUUCUUACAUAAAAAAAGCUUAUACUGUAGAUGUAGCUGCGGCUUCAAGCGCCUACGCCCCGAAUCGAGCCAGCAGUGGGUGCAAUGCACCUUAUCUUGGAGGAGCGAGGAAGGAAGUUGC